AUGCCUUCUAGCUCCGGAAGCCAGCCAAUCCCAGCUAAGAGCAGCUCUUCGGCGGGCCAUCAUGACAUCCAAUCAGCCUUUGCGUCGUCGUUCCGGUCAGCCUCGCCUCUGGCACAGGAGAUGUUAGCCCGUGACCUCGCGGAGUGCUCGGACGAAGAUGAAGAGGUGCCCUUCGACUCGGAGGCGGUCGAAGAGGGAGAGGACGGGGACGAGGACGAGGACGUCGAUGCCCUCCCCGGGCCGACCCUCUACCGCCGGCCAAGCGGUAUCGCCUUCGGCACCAUACGCCCCGCUUUUGGCACGGGUGCCAUCGAUGAGCCGGCUCUGCUCACCCGCUCGGAACGGACCCGUAGCCGUGACGCGGAGCGCUCUCUCCUUCGGGACAACCACAUCCUUCCUCCCAAACACCAACAUCACCAUACCCCAAAGAAAGGUCUUGCCGGACAAGUCUCGGGUCUUUACAAGCGCCUCUUCAGCACGAAAGUGCGCCUCCCAGCCGGUGACGAGGAAGCCCACAGCCCGGGACAGUCACCCCCGCGGAUCGGGCUCGCGACCAGCCUCGACACGCUGUGCGCGCAGGCCUUCGGCUCCGGCCACAAGCAGCUCGUCGGCCUGCAGCUGCAGCGCAUGACCUACUUCCUCCUGCUGCUGCUGCUGCCCGUCGCCGCCGUCUGGCUGCACGCCGAGCCCAUCCUGGCCUCCAUGAUCGACAGGGACAGCGCUGCGUUGGCUGCCAGCUACCUGCGCAUCGCCCUGCUCGGCACGCCCGCCUACGCGGCCUUCGAGGGCGGCAAGCGCUUCGUGCAGGCGCAGGGCCUGUUCCACGCCACCACGUACGUCCUCCUGGUGGCCGCGCCGACCAACGCGUUCUUGAACUGGUUGUUUGUGUGGAGGUUUGGCUGGGGCUUCGUCGGUGCCCCGAUGGCCGUCGCUAUCACCCAGAACAUGCUGCCCGCGCUGCUUUUCUUGUACGUGUGGAAGAUUGACGGCUCCCAGGCCUGGGGUGGGUUCAGGAAGAGUGCGCUGAAGAACUGGGGGCCGAUGAUCAGAUUGGCCUUGCCGGGCAUGAUCAUGGUUGUGGCCGAGUGGUUCGCCUUUGAGAUCUUGACCCUCGCGUCCGGGAGGAUGGGCGUCGAGUUUCUCGCAGCGCAGAGCGUCCUAGUGACGGUGACCAGCACGACGUUCCAGAUCCCUUUCCCGCUCUCCAUCGCUGGCUCGACCCGGUUGGCUAACCUCAUUGGGGCCAAGCUGGUCGACGCGGCCAAGACGUCGGCCAAAGUGACUAUCGUUGGCGGAGCACUGGUGGGGUUGUUCAAUGUAAUUCUCCUGUCGGUGUUCAGGUACCACAUACCGUUGCUAUUCACGCAUGACAGCAAGGUCAUCGAGCUCGUGGCCCGGACGCUCCCCAUCUGUGCCAUUAUGCAGCUCUUCGACAGCAUGGCGGCCGUCUCUCACGCGCUGUUGCGAGGCAUCGGCCGUCAAGAGUUCGGAGGGUAUGCCAACCUCAUCUGCUACUACGCGGUGGCGCUGCCCAUAUCGUUCGGGUUGGGAUUCGGCCUCGAUUGGAAACUCAGCGGGCUCUGGAUUGGCGUCACGAUUGGGCUCUUCAUCGUCUCGGUGGCCGAGUAUUGGUUCACAUUUCGCGUUGACUGGCACCAGGCAGCCAGGGAAGCUGAGAGCAGGAAUGCUUCAGGGUAA
Chaetomium fimeti is the source of this 1698-nucleotide messenger RNA. Its product is annotated as mate-domain-containing protein. Gene Ontology annotation, molecular function: antiporter activity; xenobiotic transmembrane transporter activity. Gene Ontology annotation, biological process: xenobiotic detoxification by transmembrane export across the plasma membrane. The record is from RefSeq and is a predicted model, not a curated record. Gene Ontology annotation, cellular component: membrane. The transcript has 4 exons. NCBI's taxonomy places the organism in Eukaryota, Fungi, Ascomycota, Sordariomycetes, Sordariales, Chaetomiaceae. The coding region runs from base 1 to 1698 and encodes 565 amino acids.